Aureobasidium melanogenum CBS 110374 is the source of this 363-nucleotide messenger RNA. RefSeq lists its product as uncharacterized. The transcript has a single exon. NCBI's taxonomy places the organism in Eukaryota, Fungi, Ascomycota, Dothideomycetes, Dothideales, Saccotheciaceae. The record is from RefSeq and is a predicted model, not a curated record. The coding region runs from base 1 to 363 and encodes 120 amino acids.
AUGUCAAGCCCAACUAAUUACUCACACUACACCCACCUCAAUGCAAACCAACCAGCCAACCUCCAAUACCUCACAAACUUUUACGCCGAGCGAGCUACCAAGCACUCGCGCAUCUCCUAUCUGUUCCGCAAUACGGGCAUCAGCAUCAAGAUCCUGAUUCACGAGAUGAUCGCAGUGCCUGAGUUCAAAAGGUUGUUGUGGACGUGGAUGCGCAAUAAGCAGUUGGAUCGUUUAUCUAGCGACGGUGGCGAGGUCGAGAUUGUGGUUGUUGAGAGGUUCAGGAUGAGCGAGGAGGAUGUGGACACUAAAGAAGCAGGUCCAGAUGAAGAAGUCCGUUUUGAGGGAGAUCAGGGAGUGCGGUGA